AGGGUGGGAAAUUGAACUUUAGGUAAUUGGACCUUCUGAAAGAAUUCAUGAGGAGCGCAGACGCAAUUUAUAAAGAGUUUGGACUUGGACAGAAGCGCGUUGACUAUUCGACGGAAACUUAUAGUCAAUUUUUUGAUCUCAAUGUAACACGACAGAAUUUUAAUACGCGUUAUAAAUCGUUUGCAUAAAAUUGUGAUUUUUUUUCUCUCUCUCUCUUCUUUUUUUUUCUUUUCUUUUCAAUCAAUAAAAUUAAAUUCUAUGUAUUUGAAUACAACUCGUCAAAUUAUGAAGUGUUUUUUAACAGUCGUUUUUCUCGUUAGUCUUCUUAUCCCACACAACAAGGCUACCACUUUUACAAUCACAGAUAAGGUUUAUUUCGACAUAAUGAUCGAUGAUCAUCCUGCCGGAAGAAUCGUUAUAGGAUUAUUCGGUGAUGUUGCUCCAAAAACAGUGAAGAAUUUUCUUACGAUAGCUACGACCGGUAUUAAUGGAAAAACUUACGCUGGUACAACCUUUCAUCGUAUUAUUAAGAAAUUUAUGAUUCAAGGUGGUGACAUUGAAAACGGUGAUGGUACAGGAUCGAUCAGCAUUUAUGGACAAUAUUUCGACGAUGAGAAUUUUGAUUUACCACAUGCCGGACCAUUUUUCCUCAGUAUGGCAAAUGCUGGUGAAAAUACUAAUGGUUGUCAAUUUUUUAUUACAACCAUAGCAACACCUUGGUUAGACGGAAAGCAUACUGUUUUUGGAAAGGUAAUCGAAGGACAAAGUGUAGUUUUCAAAAUCGAACAAACAAAGACAGAUGUCAAUGAUAGGCCGAUCAAACCAAUAGUUAUAUCUGAAAGUGGAAUAAUUCCGGUGACGUCGCCAUACACCGUAUCGGAUGACCCAUACAAUAUCUGGGAAUGGAUCAAAGCGACCUGUAUACCAUUGAGUUUCAGUUUCACGGUUCUUGGCUUUUUUCACUGGAUGAUGAAGCAACUAGACGUUUAAAGAUAAUCUAGAAAGUAAUUUUAUGAAAAACAAAAAGAAAACUGAAAUAUAUAGAAAGAAAAAAAGAAUAUCACA
Polistes dominula (European paper wasp) is the source of this 1065-nucleotide messenger RNA. RefSeq names its product peptidyl-prolyl cis-trans isomerase, rhodopsin-specific isozyme. The record is from RefSeq and is a predicted model, not a curated record. Gene Ontology annotation, biological process: protein peptidyl-prolyl isomerization; protein folding. Gene Ontology annotation, molecular function: peptidyl-prolyl cis-trans isomerase activity; cyclosporin A binding. Gene Ontology annotation, cellular component: cytoplasm; intracellular membrane-bounded organelle. Lineage: Eukaryota; Metazoa; Arthropoda; Insecta; Hymenoptera; Vespidae.